AUGACUAACAACAAGCCACCACGCGCACCUCCGACACCGUCGCCGACGCCCGCACCACACCAUGGGCCGAAGCUACCAAAAUUCCUCCAGAAGGCGACGACGCGCGACAGAAGCAAGUCCGUGAUCGACCCUAUUAUGCAGCACAGUGGAAGCACCAGUGCGAGUGCAGACGGCAGCCUUGCCAGCUCGUCGUCAAGUUCGGGUGUGAUUUCUGUUGGUGAGACUUCGUCGUCUCCUCCGUCGCUGCCGAGUGGUAGUGGUUCGCGACAUCGUGGCGAUCGCCGAACGAGUAAGUUGAAAGGCACGUUGAAAGAGCUCAAGGACGACAGGAUCGGCCAGAUUGGUGCACACGCCCAGUCUGGCCGCGAGCGUGAACUGCUGGAUGAAGAUGAGAAUGGAUCUAUGCUUGGGACGGAGGAAAUGCCUGUUAUCGUUGAGCCCGCGUCCCCUGCACCAAGUUCAUCUCGCUCACGCACGCGGUCCGAGCGUCCGCUCAGCGCGUCGUCUUCGGACUCGCACCCUGCUGUCAAUUAUUAUCCCUCCUCUCACUCUACACAGCGCAUUUCUGAGAUGAGCGUGGGCUCUCGCCUAUCUGGCUGGUUCUCUCAUACUUUCAGCACGUCAUCAACGGACCUUUCAUUGCCCAAUAUUCUCGCAAAUACAACGCCUUUGACUGGUGCCUCAAAAUCAAAGUCUGGUGGACUCGGUAUCCUUACGGCAGCAAAACAUGGAAAGGGGCACUUGGACAAGGCCAUGCGGUACUUACUGGACAGCGAUGCUACUCCUGACAAAUGCACGGAUCCAAUUUGGCUUCUUGGGGUGCAACAUCCUGGUUACGAGCCGCCGCCUCCACCUCCUUCUCAGUCUUCUUCUGCACCUCCUUCGGGGCGCCGGAGCUCGCUUGACAUCCGCCGUUCAUCUUCAAUUCGCAAUUCUGUGUCGUCCUUGCGUGGAGCGACCUCCUCUCCUGAGCCUUCCAUGGUACAUCCACAGAAGAACCCUGGUGCAAACUGGCCACCUGGUUUUUACUCUGACUUCUCGUCCCGAGUCUGGUUAACGUACCGAAGCCAUUAUCCUCCCAUUCGAGAUCAGACGCUCGCGCAGCUCGAGGCGGAAGCCAGCGGUCAAAUUCCUCUGCAACCUGUGUCAGCUUCACCACGCAAAUGGCAUAUCCUUGGAAGUGGUGAGAAGGGCUGGACGAGUGACUCGGGAUGGGGAUGUAUGCUUCGUACUGGCCAAUCGUUGCUCGCAAAUGCUUUGAUUCAUCUUCAUCUCGGGCGCGAUUGGCGCCGACCUCCUCAGCCAGUGUAUACUGUUGAUUAUGCAACAUAUGUCAAGAUCCUCACUUGGUUCUUCGACUCUACGGACAUACAUUGUCCGUUUAGUGUCCACCGUAUGGCCCUCGCUGGAAAAGAUCUGGGAAAGGACGUCGGCCAAUGGUUUGGUCCCAGUACGGCUGCGGGUGCUAUUAAGACCGUCGUGCAUGCCUUCGCUGAAGCUGGUCUUGGGGUCUCUGUUGCGACUGAUGGUGUCGUGUACGAGACGGAUGUGCUCGCAGCUUCCAAUGCGGGGCCAUACAUGUAUCGGCAUUCACGAAUGGCAACAUCCUCGCCCAGCACGCGACGACGACGCAGUGCACAGCAACAGCAGAGUAUGAUGUCUAUUUGGGGACAAAGGCCUGUGCUUGUUCUCGUUGGUAUCAGACUUGGAAUCGAUUGUGUUAACCCGGUAUAUUACGACGCCGUGAAGGCAUUAUUUACCUUCCCUCAAUCCGUCGGAAUUGCUGGCGGUCGACCUUCUUCAUCGUACUACUUCGUUGGUGUGCAAACAGAUAACCUGUUUUACCUUGAUCCACAUCACUCUCGUCCUUCUGUACCGUUCCGACCACCUCCGGCAAACGUGGAUAUGCAUAACUUCAACCGUAAUUACGGCCACACUGCAUCACUACCAGCCGAUUCGCCUCCCUCGUCAUAUCGUGAAGUCUAUACAAUACACGGAACUAACACGUCUCGACAUGUCAAGGCCUCAUCUUCCAUAUCAUCUUACGCUUCACAGAGUCGCAUGUCACCGUCAAACUCUCAGGGAUCGGGUUCUGUCUCAGGGCAGAGUCUGUAUGGAUAUGGUGGUUUGGAUCUCAUACAGGAACAUUAUGUAACAUCGUAUUCGCCGAUGGAACUGCGUACGUUCCACUGCGAUCGGGUACGCAAGAUGCCGCUGUCGAGCCUUGAUCCGAGUAUGUUGAUUGGGUUCUUGUGUCGUGAUGAGCGUGAUUGGAAAGAUUUGAGGGAAAGAGUUACGGAGAUGUCACGAAGGUACAAGGCGAUAUUUUCCAUUCAAGACGAACCGCCAUCGUGGCCGUCGGAUUCAGACGAGAUGGGUAUGGAGUCCGUAUCGGAUGUGGAUAUCGACAUGGACGAACCAGCAGACGAAGUCUCUCUAUCUCCAGAACCCGAAGACAGAGAUGCCGGAGAAGGCGAGGCGUCUGACAACGCUGACGCUGGUAGACCGACUUCCCGUCGUGAAGACAGCGGAGGGAGACAAAGUGAGGAAGUGACUACAGAAGAAGACCCUCUUGGACCAGUCACACCCGGACCUUCCUCUGCGACUCAAGAUUUCCAUGACCAACAGGGGGAUAAACUGGCGGAAUCGAUGAAGGCUAUGGACCUUGAAGAAGACCUGCUAGGUGAUGAUGAAGAAUGGGUUGAUCCGGACCCGAACUUGCCUGCUCCCACGCCACGGCCACGUGAAGCGCCGAAUUACCCUGUCUUGCCUCUGAGCGCUGUGAACUCGACUGCGACGACUGCGUCGUACGUCUCUGCGUCGUCGUCGUAUAGUAGUUUGCAGAUCCCCCAGCAGAGUCCAAGUCCUGGUGCGUCGGGGAGUAGGAGAGGGAGUCCAGGUAUGAGCAAGGAAAGUGACAAAGAUAACGAAGCGAUGAAGGACGAAGAUAAGGAAAACAAGCCACAGCAAAGACCCUCCAAGAUUCGAACGAAGAAAUCGACGGGGAAACGAGAAGCAUCGUCGGCCCAAUCACAGGCGCAAGAAUACGUACCAUUCCCAGUUGUGGACGAUCGAGAACCAGACGACACAGAUUUUUAUGAAGUGCCUUCACAUUCUCAGUCUUCCUCAGGUUUUGGACAUCCCGGGUCGGGAUCAGGUCCAGGUCCGAGGGGGAGACGACGGACGGGGAGUGGAGGGAGUCAGAAUAGGACGCCGAUUGCUAGUGUGGUUACGCAGACCGACUCCACAAGGUUGACAACAACGACGACAUCAACAACAGGGAAUGGCAAUGGGAAUGCAAAUGGGAAUGGGAAUGGGAAUAGUAAUGGAAAUACGGGAUAUCGGAUACGAAAUGUUUUUGGGAGGGAUGGUGGACGGACGCAGAGUGGUGGAGUGCGUGGGAUCGUUGCGUCUGACCCCCUUGAUGAUGCGAGCGAUUCCUAG
Molecule: messenger RNA, 3444 nt
Organism: Fomitiporia mediterranea MF3/22
Lineage: Eukaryota; Fungi; Basidiomycota; Agaricomycetes; Hymenochaetales; Hymenochaetaceae
Exons: 5
Coding region: 1-3444 (1147 amino acids)
Molecular function (GO): protein-phosphatidylethanolamide deconjugating activity
Source: RefSeq, a predicted model, not a curated record